Molecule: messenger RNA, 486 nt
Organism: Microtus ochrogaster (prairie vole)
Lineage: Eukaryota; Metazoa; Chordata; Mammalia; Rodentia; Cricetidae
Product: fatty acid-binding protein, intestinal-like
Molecular function (GO): lipid binding
Source: RefSeq, a predicted model, not a curated record
GGCGCACACAGCUGAGGCCAUGGCAUUUGACGGCAGUUGGAAAGUAAACCGGAAUGAGAACUAUGAAACGUUCAUGGAGAAAAUGGGCAUUAAUGUGGUGAAGAGGAAGCUUGCAAUGCAUGACAAUUUGAAACUGACCAUCAGACAAGAAGGAAACAAAUUCAUUAUUAAAGAAUCAUGCAGGUUUCGAAACAUUGACGUUGUGUUUGAACUCGGUGUCAACUUUGACUAUACUCUAGCAGAUGGAACUGAACUCAAAGGGACCUGGAGCCUUGAGGGAAAUAAACUUACUGCAAAAUUCACACGAGUAGACAAUGGAAAGGAGCUGAUUGAUAUCUGUGAAGUUUCUGGUGAUGAGCUAAUCCAGACCUACAUAUAUGAAGGAGUCGAGGCCAAGCGGUUCUUUAAGAGGGAAUGAGCAAGCUUCUUGGAGCCCAGAGCAGCACUGAAGAGCUGAACUGUGGUCAGACUUCUCUCUCCAUCGUG